ACUCCCACUGGCGUAGGGUGAACCCGAGCGUUUCCGAAUUCGUCCGACGUUUGCCGAGCCUUCCGUCCGUCCAGCCGGACUGCUGGAAGCAGCCGCAACAACGCCAUGUUGAGCGAAGUCUCCCAUCUUUAUAAGAAAUUUUUAUCAUCCGACGCGUUGAUGUGAUGCUAUUGCGCAAAACGGAGAGAAUACAACCGGAUACUGUCAUCUAAGCCUGAGGAGACGAGGAAUUCAACCGGGAAGAUUCAGGGAGGCUGGAGGGGAACACAAACCCCCUACCGUCCCCAUGCACAGAACACCUACAGCCCCAGACUUCAGUGAUAAAAUGACAUUUUUGUACUAACAGCCAGAUUUGAAUCAAAUCAAUGGCAUAAGGAUACAUUCAUACGUUCCGGCCUCCGUAGAGAGAAGAAACGGCCAGAUAUUGUUGGAACGCGUGACGUGACCGUUUUCAGCUGCGCAUCGUUUGUUUUUCUUAUUUUUUAUUUUUUUUGCAAUGAGUUUGCCACAGAAAGUGGUCCCGAAGCCGGCCGCUGUCGCUGUUAGUGGACCUGUAACCGGACCGGCACCGCCAACGCAACUCCGAGCAGCGCUGACCUCCUUGUCGUUACCACCGGGAGCUCAGAACGCUCCUCCACCGCCAGCAGUGCCGCCUGCCCAGAUCCCUCGAGCAGCGCUACCCCUGGAGGAACGCAUGUAUUCCUCAGGAGUUACUGCAGUCUAUAGUGUAACCAGACAUCCUGGUCCUCCAUAUCCAGGUCACGACCUCAGCAAAACCCACCCAAAUCUGGCGGGCACCCCUCCGAACCAUGCCACGCCCCCAGCCCUCUCUCAGGUAUCAGUCUCUGCUGCCCCCCAGUACCGCUUCCUCAAGGGAUGGGAGACAGGUGGAGGGCCUCCGUAUAACCCAGCUCAGAAUGCAGGCUCCGCCUCCCUGAUGUACUCUCCACAGACGCAGCCAAUGAACGUACAGCCACAGACUCGGCCGUUUGUGACAGGACCUCGUCCGACCCAUCAUCAGUUCCUUCACCGGACUCAGAUGCAGACCGCACGACCCACUCUCCCUACCAACAAUCCCUCCAUACGGCCAGGCUCUCAGAACCCCACGGCUACGGUUUACCCCCCUAACCAGCACAUCAUGAUGACUAUGACACCCAUGGCAUUUCCCACCCAGACAGCCCAAUAUUACAUUCCCCAGUAUCGUCACAGCGCACCUUACGUAGGAGCCCCGCAGCAAUAUGCCGUCCAACCUCCAGGAUCUGGAACCUUCUACCCAGGACCCGGCCCUGGGGAAUACCCAAACCCUUAUGCUGCCGGGCCAUCGUAUUAUACUGGCCAGACAGUGUACCCGCCCUCUCCACCCAUCAUAGUGCCUGCACCUCUGCCCCCUCCACCUGCCAAACGAGAAAAGAAACCAUCCUCCCAGAUCCGUAUCCGAGACCCUAACCAGGGCGGAAAGGACAUCACGGAGGAGAUAAUGUUCGGAAGCAGAAAUCCCACUCCUCCUGCAGGACACCCCGCUUCCAUCCGAACCCCUCCCGCAGGACGCGCCUCAUCGACACCAACCCCACCCACAGGACACACUUCGGCCACACCCACCCCUCCACAGCCAAGCAACUGCCAUGCAGAGCAAACAGCAUAUGUUAACCCACCUCAAAGACUCAGCCCUGCAACCAUGGAUUUCAAGUCCAACUUGGAUGACAGGCCAAAAACGGAGCCCAUGAAGUCUGUAUCUCCUCGACCUGUUCCUUCGGAGUCACCUGUAGAGAAGAGAGAAGCCCCAGGUCUUCCAUUAUUAGAAUCAUCUUCUCCAAAAAGGAUCCUUAAUCCAUCCAAUCUCCUUUCACAUCCUGCAAGCGUCUGUGUUGUACCCACUGCCGCUGGCGAACCAGAAUUUUUUUCUCCCACAACCACCACGGCUCAGGUCAUCUCUGGCGAGGACUCUCUUCCAGAAGCACCUAACGUACCCUCACCGUCCGACAAAGCUGUAAAUGGCCAUGCCGAUUAUCAAACAUGCUUAUUAAGCUAUGAAGAGCCAGAGGUCCAGGCAGCCUUAAAGACCCCUUUGCCCUGUGAGGUUCAAACGUCAACCUUGGGUACAUCAUCCACAGAGGUGUCCCAUCAAGAAGUUGCAGUGGCCUUGGAGGAGCUCAAGGCAGAGCACCUCAGUUCAUUAGCCACACCUGUGCCCUUGGUUCCUACUGUACAGGCCUCUUCAAGCACCACUUCUGUCCUUGCACCACCACCUGGUUUGACACUGAUACUGAAGCCUGCUGCAAUCAAGGCCAUAAACAAGAGCUCUGAGGAUAUCCAGCUGAAAGCUCAGGAUAUUUUGGAAUCACAGAAUCAAAACAACUCAAGAAAGUCCACACCCACAGCCCAUGAUGUUUCUGCUGUACCAAAGUCUUGGAUGAAACCAAAAGAAGAAAGUUACAUGGUGGAAACACUACAGAAGGAUAAUGAGGAGGCCUUCAAGGACAGUUCUACUAGAGAUGAGCUGGUCUCUCAACCAACCCUAGGGACUUUCAACAGCCCCUUCCCACUGCCUGAGCACCAGGAGAGACUCUCAGAGGAGAAUGGCGAGACAGAGGUGGAGGCUUUGAGGAACGGGGUAGAGACGGAGAGCACAGAUAGUGGUGUGACGCUCGGGGACAGCAGGGGAUCCAUGUGUUCCCCUACUCCACUCAUGCAGGAAGGUCUUGUGCAGUCUAAUGGCAAGAGACAGUACGACCGUGACUUUCUCUUGGGCUUUCAGUUUAUGGCUGCCUGUGUACAAAAGCCAGAAGGACUGCCUCCCAUCAGUGAUGUGGUGCUAGACAAGAUUAACCAAAAUAAGCUACCGCUAAGGGCUGUGGACCCCAGGCUCAUUUCCAGAGGCCCUGACUUCACACCCGCUUUUGCAGACUUCGGCAGACAAAUAUCAGGAGGCCGUGGAGCUCCGCUUCUAAAUGUGCGUCGGCUCCCACCGCGCAAGAUCAUCGUAAAUGUUUCUGUCGAUGAUGUCCAGCUUAAGAAGGCGGAAAAUGCCUGGAAACCAGGAAUGAAGCGAGAAUCCGCAGCGGAUGACCCAGAGACACUGAAAACCCAGGAGUUGUUCAGGAAAGUCCGUAGCAUUUUGAAUAAGCUCACGCCCCAGAUGUUUCACCAGCUGAUGAAACAGGUGGCAGAUCUGACCAUUAAUACAGAGGAGAGGCUCAAAGGAGUCAUUGACCUUGUGUUCGAGAAGGCUAUCGAUGAGCCCAGCUUCUCCGUGGCCUAUGCCAAUAUGUGUCGCUGCCUGGCUACGCUAAAAGUGCCCACGUCGGACAAACCCAACACUUCUGUAAACUUCCGGAAGCUGCUUUUGAACCGCUGUCAGAAGGAAUUUGAGAGGGACAAAGUGGAUGAUGUCGUACUGGAGAAGAAACAGAAAGAGCUGGAUUUGGCCACAUCACCCACAGAAAGAGAAAGAUUACAGGAGGAACUAGAGGAAGCAAAGGAUAAAGCCCGCAGACGCUCCACUGGAAACAUUAAGUUCAUCGGUGAGCUGUUCAAGCUGAAGAUGUUGACAGAGCCCAUCAUGCAUGACUGCAUGGUCAAGCUGCUUAAAAACCAUGACAGCGAAAGCUUGGAGUGUCUUUGUAGACUUCUCACCACCAUCGGCAAAGACCUCGACUUUGAGAAAGCCAAGCCCCGUAUGGAUCAGUACUUCAACCAGAUGGAGAAAAUUGUCAAAGAGCGCAAGACGUCUUCACGGAUACGGUUCAUGCUACAAGAUGUGAUAGAUCUGAGACUGCAUAACUGGGUGUCCCGGAGAGCAGACCAGGGACCCAAAACCAUAGAGCAGAUUCAUAAAGAGGCCAAGCUGGAGGAGCAGGAAGAACAAAGAAAGGUUCAUCAGCAGCUUCUAUCUAAAGACAUCAAGAGGAGACCAGAGCAGCGUGAGCAGCGUGAUCAGCGCUCGCAGAGAGAAGAGACUUGGAACACAGUGCCCACCACUAAAAACAGCAGAACAAUCGACCCCACCAAGAUCCCCAAGAUCUCCAAGCCUCAAAUCGAUGAGAAGAUUCAGCUGGGUCCACGGGCUCAGAUCAACUGGAUAAAGGGCAGCAGUGGUGGAGCCAAAGCCAGUGACUCUGAGUUGACACGGUCUGCCGGAAACACCCUGAACCGUUACUCAGCGCUGCAGUCAUUCACAGCUCAACCCAGCCCACCUCCAGCACAGAACGCAGAACCUGAGGCUAGACGCUCACUGGGAAGCCGAGGCAAUGCCGGUCGUGAACGCAGUGAAAAGCCUUUGAGUUUGGGGCCGUCACGAGCAGGGCCAUAUAGCAGAAGUAGCAGCACCAAAGAGCCAACAGACAACAUGACCCCCGAAGAAACACCCAACUCACAACACAAAGCCAGCAUCUCAGAGGACAAAAAUGAAAUUGAAAACAGCAAAGCCACAGAGAUGGUGAAACCAGAUACGCUUGUCAGCCCCGCUUCAGAGAAGCCUAUCCUGUCUGAAGAGACAGUGGAGAGGAAGUCUAAGUCCAUCAUUGAUGAGUUUCUGCACAUUAAUGACUAUAAGGAAGCGGUGCAGUGUGUAAUGGAAAUGGACCAGCCAUCUCUGAUGUGUGUGUUUGUGCGUGUGGGUCUGGAGUGCACACUAGAACGCAGUCAGAUAGCCAGAGAGCACAUGGGACUGCUGUACUAUCAACUAAUUCAGAAGGGAAUCAUGCCCCAUUCUCAAUUAUACAAAGGGUUUUCAGAGAUGUUGGAGCAGGCUGAUGAUAUGGCCAUAGAUAUUCCCUUCAUCUGGCUUUACCUAGCUGAGCUGCUCAGCCCUCUGUUAAGAGAGGGAGGAAUUGCAAUGAUGGAUCUGUUCAGUGAGUUAAGUAAACCGCUACUCCCCGCGGGAAGAGCUGCCAUCUUAUUUUCUGAAAUACUGCACCUACUAUGCAAACAAAUGAGCCAUAGGAAAGUUGGAGACUUGUGGAGAGACUCUGGGCUAAACUGGGCCGACUUCCUGCCUGAAGGAGAAGAUCUUACAGCUUUCAUCUCACAGCAGAAGUUAGAGUUCACAUUGUCGGACAGCUCCACCAUCUCCCCGGCCCUGGAUAAGAUCAGCUUGACCCCUGAGGAGCUCCUCAAACAACUUGAAAACCUCUUGUUGGAAGACAUGAACAAUGAUGAGCAGAUCUUUGACUGGAUUGAGGCGAAUUUGGAUGAAUCUCAGAUGAGUUCCUCUUUGUUUUUGAGGGCUUUAAUGACAGCCGUAUGUAAGGCAGCAGUUAAAGAUGAGAGCACUUCCUGUAGAGUGGACACCGCUAUCAUCCAGAGACGCUUACCUAUAUUACACAAAUACUUUAAUUCGGACACCGAGCGACAGCUGCAGGCCCUUUACGCUCUUCAGGAUUUGAUCGUCGCCUUGGAUCAACCACCCAAUCUGCUCCGAAUGUUCUUUGACUGCCUUUACGAUGAGGAUGUUAUUUCAGAGGAUGCUUUCUACAAAUGGGAAACAAGUAAAGACCCAGCGGAGCAGCAGGGAAAAGGUGUGGCACUAAAGUCAGUCACCGCCUUCUUCACCUGGUUACGUGAGGCGGAGGAGGAGUCUGAGGAUAAUUGACAUAAACAGACAACCGAUGCCAGGAGGCGUCCUACUGACACAGACAUUGAACUCAACGCAGACUAUAGACUUCCACAUAUACAGGAACGGCCAGAGUCCUCCACGUUAUGACUUUUAAACACUUGGCCCAUUUUGAGCUGGAACUCUCGACAACAGGAGCGAACAAUAAAUACUUGUAUCAUAUAUAUAGAAAAUAUUUUUGUUUUAAAGUUUGACAUUUUUGCUUUUGUUACUUCUAAAUGAAGAGACUUAAAGAUAGGUUCUGAACUCUUAAUUUAUUAUUUUUUUUAAAGGCUGCAAAUAUGGAGUUCUAUUUAACAUUUGCAGGCAGGAAGAACAUUGAUAGAAAUAACAGAUUAAACAUGUAUCAUAACAACAAUAAUAAUUUUGUUUAAAUGUCUAAAGCAGCCACCCUGGAUUUCAUGUGAUUCAUCUUAAACAGGGUAAAGAUUUCCCCUCUGCAAAAAAUAAACAUUAGACCUUGGCAGAUGGGGAUGGCUGAUCCAGGAUGGAGACGGCCAAUGCUGUCUUUUUUAGGCUAUCAGAAGAACCAUGGCUUGCUUAAUGACCUUUCCAGAUAACAAGAAUAAAAAUAAAUAUGCAUCCUGAAAAAAUAAAAAGAAUUCAGAUACCUUGUGAUCAAAAUCAACUACCUGUAUGCAUUGAAAGGGAAAUGCAAAUAAUGAAUGCAAGUCAUGACAUUUCCAGGAUUGUUCAGUGUUCGUGUAUUGAAGACCUGCCGAGGAAAUGUAAAGCUUGUAAAUAAAGACAGAAAUGACAUUUAAAACAAAA
Messenger RNA from Paramisgurnus dabryanus, 6382 nucleotides. Lineage: Eukaryota; Metazoa; Chordata; Actinopteri; Cypriniformes; Cobitidae. The record is from RefSeq and is a predicted model, not a curated record.